This is a messenger RNA of Mycotypha africana, 1814 nucleotides long. RefSeq names its product cation efflux family-domain-containing protein. Gene Ontology annotation, cellular component: membrane. Gene Ontology annotation, molecular function: zinc ion transmembrane transporter activity. The transcript has 9 exons. Gene Ontology annotation, biological process: zinc ion transmembrane transport; intracellular zinc ion homeostasis. The record is from RefSeq and is a predicted model, not a curated record. Bases 330 to 1685 code for a protein of 451 amino acids. NCBI's taxonomy places the organism in Eukaryota, Fungi, Mucoromycota, Mucoromycetes, Mucorales, Mycotyphaceae.
GUUCGACUCACCCCCUAAAUCCCUUUCGAAUAUUUAAGUUGAAAUUCAUCAGCAUAAAUAAUAGACACUUUCAUACAUAUUUUUCUUCUUCUAUCCGCUUUUUUUUUGGCGAUAUACCAUCUCUCUUUCUCUUUGCAUAUUUCUGUACGAACGUUCAAAAUCAGCACUGAUUUUCUCUUUUUUUACAACACUUUACACUGUCCAUUAGUAAUCUUACAAUUUGGUAGAAAAUCGAAGUUCCGAAUAAACGAACCCAAAAGCAACCGAAAAAAAGCAAGCCAUUCCCGAUUAGAGUAGAGAUACAUUAGAGUAGAAGCAAAACGACAAAGAUGAAGUUUACAUUUUCCAGAGAGGCGAGGAUAUACUUUAUGCUCGUUAUCACAACUGCAUUUUUCUUCGUUGAAAUUGUUAUCGGUUACUAUGUCAGUUCGUUAGCAUUGAUAGCAGACUCGUUUCACAUGUUAAACGAUUUAAUCAGCAUGUGUAUCGCUCUAUGGGCCAUCAAAGUAGCUAAAAAGACACAAUAUAAUCCCAAAUAUUCAUAUGGUUGGCAAAGAGCAGAGAUUCUGGGCGCUCUUGUUAAUGGCGUCUUCCUAUUAGCCUUAUGCUUUACUAUUUUGAUUGAUUCAAUUGAAAGAUUCAUAUCUCCCGAGGAUGUUCAUAAUCCAAAACUGGUGUUGAUUACAGGUUGUGCUGGUUUAGGCGCCAAUCUUUUAGGCUUAGUCUUAUUCCAUGAGCACGGACAUGGUGGACAUAGCCACGGGCAUAGCCAUGGUCAGAGCAAACAUGAGCAUAGGAGCCAACCUUACAAAACGAACGAUGUCGAAUCACUACAUACAGGUCAUUAUGAAGACAAACUUGAAGAUGAUACUCAGCCAAGCGGCGGUGGGCAUCUAAAUAUGAAAGGUAUAUUUUUGCAUGUUAUGGGUGAUGCUUUGGGAAAUGUGGCUGUCAUUGCAUCCGCCUUGUUUAUUUGGUUGACAGACUUCAGUUGGAGGUUUUAUGCUGAUCCACUUGUCAGUACUUUGAUUACCUGUGUCAUCUUCAUGUCAGCCCUUCCCUUGGUUAAGCAAACGUCUGUCAUUUUGCUACAAGGAGUACCGCAGAGCGUACACCUGGGUGAGGUUUAUGAAGCUUUGCAGAAGUUGGAGGGAAUAAUCUCAAUACAUGAGCUGCAUAUUUGGCAGUUGAAUGAUAUAAAACUUAUCGCAACCUUACAUGUGCUAUUAAGCUCUCGACAGGAAUACAUGAAAUUAGGCUUUAAAAUACGUUCAGUUUUUCAUACUUAUGGCAUCCAUUCCGUUACUAUUCAACCUGAAUUUGUGGAAGAUACAGCUCUUCAAGUUACGCCUUAUGUCGACGAAAAGUGCAACUAUACUGCAGAAAACAAAGCAGAUACCACACAACAGAAUAACAUUUACGAUGGUUUACGAUCGUCCACAAUGAUUGCAGCCAGUAACAGUCAAAUGAAAUCUUCAGCUACUUCUUCCAUUUCUUCUUCUUCUGCGCCCACUAACGACGGCAAUUUAACGAAUCAACAAGCUGCACCCUCCUCCCUUGAGGAUUUGAACCAUAACAAUUCAAGCGUAUGUCUCUUACGCUGUACUGAAGAAUCUUGCCAAUCAAAUGCCUGCUGUCCCCCUGAUCACCUUCAGCAAUUACAGAAUUCACUCUCACAGCAUUAGCCAUCAAUUAUAAAAGAUAAUAGAAGACAUGUUAUUUAGACCCUGAUAUCUACAAUUUUUUCACACAUACAUAUAUAAUGAAGCCCUUUUUGUUUUUUAUCCCGGUAUGGGCUUCUCCUCCCCACCCCC